AGAUAUUACAAAUGCGAUGUUAUCAUUGUAGGUAUUAUAAUUGGCCUUACCAUUGGAUUUGGUGUGUUGAUUCUUAGCUCGAUUGUAAUAGCUAUCAUUAGAAGAUGGAAAAGAGAUGUCCAUAAAAAAAUACGGAGAAAAUAUUUCCAAAAGAACCAAGGCCUCCUCCUAGAACAAUUGAUAUCAUCAGAUGAAAGUGCUAGUGAGAAGACAAAGAUUUUCUCCAUAGAAGAGCUAAAAAGGGCAACAAAUAACUUUGAUUCCACACGUAUCCUAGGGCAUGGAGGACAUGGCACUAUCUACAAAGGUAUCUUAUCAAACCAACAUGUGGUAGCCAUAAAAAAAGCCAAAGUCAUAAAGGAAGGUGAGAUCAACGAUUUCAUCAACGAGGUUGCCAUACUUUCUCUAAUAAAUCACAGAAAUAUUGUUAAACUCUUUGGAUGUUGUCUUGAAACUGAGGUCCCCUUAUUAGUCUAUGACUUUAUCCCAAACGGUUCAUUAUUUGAACUUCUUCAUCAUGAUUCAAGUAGCACAUUCCCAUUGUCAUGGGGCGACCGCUUAAGGAUUGCAGCAGAGGCCGCAGGAGCUCUAUGCUAUCUACAUUCUGCAGCAUCUAUAUCGAUCUUCCACCGUGAUGUGAAGUCCUCUAAUAUACUGUUGGAUGCAAAUUAUACCGCUAAAGUUUCGGAUUUCGGCGCUUCAAGAUCUGUUCCAGUUGACCAAAGCCAUGUUGUUACAAAUGUACAGGGCACGUUCGGUUACUUGGAUCCAGAAUAUUACCAAACCGGGCAGCUAAAUGAGAAGAGUGAUGUCUACAGCUUUGGUGUGGUACUCUUGGAGCUUCUUCUAAGAAUGCAACCUAUUUUUACAACAAUGUCAGGGAUGAAACAAAAUUUGUGUACUUACUUCCUUUCGGAGAUUAAGACCAGACCAAUUAUAGAUUUGGUAGAUCCUCCGGUUCUUGACAAGGCAAAUGAAGAAGAUAUUAGACAAGUUGCCUCCCUUGCUGAGAUGUGCAUAAAGCUAAAAGGUGAAGAAAGGCCUACAAUGAGGCAAGUAGAGAUAACACUGCAGCUUUUACGAACAGAAAAGAUGACCCCAUCACAUGUUAGUCCAGACAGAAACCAAGAGAUAGAAUCACUACUGACUCAAGGAGCCAUUGACCAAGUGAUUCAUGCUUUAGUAAAUGUUGACAGAGCUAAUGUAGCAUCUCAACGCUCUCAAACCUCAUGCUAUAGCUUGGAGAAAGAAUUCUUGUCAUCUGCUAGCCUACCACGGUAGAAGUGUUUAUCCUUUGUCCCUUGUGUUUGGCGUUCUUUGUACUUAAAACAUUUCCUGUGUUCAUAGCACAAAUUUACAUACAUGUGUACCGUUUAUAUUGUAAUGUUUGUAUAUGGUAGUUGUACUCGGUUCAGUAUAAACCACAUCUUAAUGUAUGGACUCAAGAAUGUUUAUUGCAUAAUAUUAAUUUAGAGGAUUAA
Messenger RNA from Oryza sativa Japonica Group (Japanese rice), 1481 nucleotides. The record is from RefSeq and is a predicted model, not a curated record. Lineage: Eukaryota; Viridiplantae; Streptophyta; Magnoliopsida; Poales; Poaceae.